AAAGCAUAAUUGUUCCUAAGCUGUCGCUUGUAUUUUUGUAGCAUGUAUAAUUAGUGGCAAAUUAUGCCUGUCCAUGAGAUCUGUCGCAAAUGCUUCUUUGCAGCUUACAGUGAGCAGACACACAAUGAGCAAUAUUUCAGCACGAUGUUAUUGAAUAACAGCCAGAUGGUUUUACAGCUUAAUUAAAUGCACAUUCUCAGCUUGGCAGGCUUAGUAAAUGAGCAGUCAGGAAAUGUCAACAAGUAAUGGAUCAAAGACGAGUUCUCUGACAGCUGAGUGUGUUUUUAUUGUCUUAUAAUGGUAAAGGCAUCGCUUUGAAAGAAACAGUUGUAAUGGUACGAACGCAGCAUCGUCUCAACUCAGCUUAAGUUUGGAAGACAGUCGAGCGGUUCAGUCAGAAGUGCCUUUGUUUAGUUUUUUUGCGGGGAGGGGGGGGUUAUAUAUUGUUUUGGGCCUAAUAGUUAAUGUUAUUAUGAAUUAUUGAGAGAAGGAUUUGGAGAUGUGUAUUUUUUCAGCAGUGAUUCAUCGUUGUCUAGACAAGGGAUGAAAAUAAGCUUUAAGUCCAAUUGAGCAUGUCUAUUCGGUCUCAGAUGUUUAUUUUCUACAAUCACUCCUGGCUUUUAAGGUCAUUUUUGUGGUUUAUCUAUUUAUUUCAAAUGUUAACCUGUUAAGAUCUGAAGUUUAGAUGAGACCAUAUGCAGUCUUCUGGCUCUUUAAUGUAGGCCAGAAAUUGAUAACUUAAGGCAUACUUUAAUUACAGCUGGUGUUUAAGAAAGUUAAAGUUAAAUAAAGCAUUUAUAAACACACACACACUUUGAUUUGUAAUAUAUGUAAUAUUUGAUAUGAUGGGAAAGCAGCAUUACAAAGUGGCAAAACAGAUGAAUAUAAUAUGGGGUACAUUGUUUGUUUGUUUUUGUUGUUGAUUUUUUUAAGCAAGCCAUGACUUUGCAUAGUGCACGUUUAGAUUUAUGGUUUUGCUUCUGACUUUUGAUCUGGAUGUGCAAAAGAAGAAGUCGUGCAUUUAUAAAGCUUGGUCGCCUGUAACAUUGGGAGCAGAGGCCGUAAUAUAUUACCUCUGCCCCGAAGGAGAAGGAAGGAGAGGUCAGUGUGCCCUUAAGAAUCUUACUCCACUGAGACAUUUAGUUUACUUUGCUGAGUCACACUGCAGUGUGACUGUUAUCAAGCUGUUGUGUGCCUGACUAGUAAAGAAGGCCCGCAUUAAAAUGCUGCACGAGCAACAAAAUACAAAUACAGGUGUCUGCUUGAGUUCUAAGGCUGUGUUUCUGUCUCGUCCAAAGGUACGGGAAGAUGUUCUCAAUUCAUUAAACAAUAACUUCCUCCAGACCCUAAAUCAGGCCUGGAAUGACCACCAGACAGCUAUGGUGAUGAUUAGAGACAUCCUGAUGUAUAUGGAUCGGGUGUACGUACAGCAGAAUAGCGUUGAGAACGUCUACAACCUGGGCCUUAUCAUAUUUAGGGAUCAAGUGGUUCGCUACGGUUGCAUCAGAGACCACCUCCGACAAACCCUGCUAGACAUGAUUGCCCGGGAGAGGAAGGGAGAGGUGGUGGACAGGUAGCCAAAAGUCACAAAUGGCAUUAUCUAAUAAAUUAUCUUUAGUUUUCAAAUAAAAU
This is a messenger RNA of Neolamprologus brichardi, 1632 nucleotides long. The record is from RefSeq and is a predicted model, not a curated record. Lineage: Eukaryota; Metazoa; Chordata; Actinopteri; Cichliformes; Cichlidae.